UGCAUUUUCUUUUCAGAUGAGCCCUCUAUGUCCGAAAUGAGCCAUUCCAAUGGGAUUUACAGCAAUCUCAAUGAAGCAUCCCCUGCUCUGGGGAGACAGGCUGGGACCAAUGGGAGCUUUGCUCUGGAUCACAGCGCUAUCCCAGCUCAGGACCAGUACCACGACCUGCGAUCCAACAGCCCCUACGGGAUACCCCAGUCACCAGCCUCCUUGCAAGCACUGCCGGGCCACCAGCCUUUAAUCUCCAGCUUGGUUUACCCAGACAACGGCUUGGGCAUCAUGGGACAAAGCGGACAAGGGGUGCCCCAGUCCAUGAGGGUCCUGGCUGGGAAUGGACCCAGCUCUGACCUCUCCACCGGCAGCAGCGGGGGAUAUCCAGAUUUCCCUGCCAGCCCGGCCUCUUGGCUGGAUGAAGUCGACCACGCUCAGUUUUGA
Messenger RNA from Eurypyga helias (sunbittern), 435 nucleotides. It is a transcript of the gene LHX3, whose product is annotated as LIM homeobox 3. The annotation marks the transcript as partial. The record is from RefSeq and is a predicted model, not a curated record. The transcript has a single exon. NCBI's taxonomy places the organism in Eukaryota, Metazoa, Chordata, Aves, Eurypygiformes, Eurypygidae.